Messenger RNA from Hevea brasiliensis (rubber tree), 864 nucleotides. RefSeq names its product probable calcium-binding protein CML45. The record is from RefSeq and is a predicted model, not a curated record. The coding region runs from base 176 to 838 and encodes 220 amino acids. Lineage: Eukaryota; Viridiplantae; Streptophyta; Magnoliopsida; Malpighiales; Euphorbiaceae. The transcript has a single exon. Gene Ontology annotation, molecular function: calcium ion binding.
UUUGCCAGCAGGUUCUUGUAAACUUGUCGGGUUUUUCCUUCUGCAUGAAGCUUAAUAUAAUAUAUAUCCAACACAGGCUCUUCCAUUCCAUUGCGCAAUUAAGAGUUAACAAGUUCUGAUCUAUCCUCCCAAGUCUCUCUCAGCUUUACUCUCUUCUCAGACUUUACCAUUCAAUAUGGAGUAUACAACAGAUAAUGCAUCAUCACUCAGUCUAUUUGUUUUCAUGUUGCUAACGAUUCUCAACUGUAUCUGUAUCAAUAUCAUUAUCCUUAAAGACUUGUACUUAACUUUUUGCCAAGUCCCCAGGGUGUUUUUGUACCUCUGGAGGGUUUGGGUUGAGAGAAAGUCAUCAAGAGUUGAAGUUGCAACCAAGAAACUUUGCGUCGACAGAAAUUUAAAUCAGAAGCUGGAGCCUCAAGAAGUGGAAAUGCUGAUGGAGAAACCAGUGGCAGCUUUCACCAAGAAAACCUGCUGUCAUCGCAAGAAUUUAGAAGAAGUAAGUUUAGAAGAGGUGGCAAUGGUAAUGAGGCAGCUGGGAACUUGUUAUGACCCUGAAGGUGAAAAGUUACGAGAUAGGCUGAGCUCAAAUGACAUUACUGCUCUGUUUGAGGAGCAGGAGCCAAGCCUCCAGGAAGUCAGAGAAGCUUUCUGUAUGUUCGAUAAAAAUAAUGACGGUUUCAUCGAUGCAAAGGAGUUGAGAAGAGUCCUUUGUGCAUUGUGUUUCGCAGAAGUUUCAGAAACUGACUGCAAAAGGAUGAUUAAAGCGUAUGAUUAUAACAGAGAUGGAGUGAUAGAUUUCAACGAAUUUGUAAGACUCCUGACGACCAGUUUAACCUAAAUAAUAAUAUUUUCACCUUCCUUUCA